Molecule: messenger RNA, 294 nt
Organism: Nerophis lumbriciformis (worm pipefish)
Lineage: Eukaryota; Metazoa; Chordata; Actinopteri; Syngnathiformes; Syngnathidae
Source: RefSeq, a predicted model, not a curated record
AUGUCUGGACCAAAUGGAGAUCCUGACAUCUCCACUGAUGAUGGCUUCAUCGAAGAAGGUGACGAAUUUAGCGACGAGGAGUUUUCAACAAUCAACUCUAUGCUGGACCAAAUCAACUCAUACCUAGACGGCCUGGAGGAGAGAAACGACGCCCUCAACAGUAAAAUGCACGAACUCUUGGAGUCCAAUCGGCAGGCCCGGCUGGAGUUCAGAGCCCAGCUGGACGAGCAGCAGCCAGAAGACGAUCCUUCCGCUUCACCGGGCGUUGAAGACCAAAGAGAGGCUUGCAACUAA